Molecule: messenger RNA, 2047 nt
Organism: Maniola jurtina (meadow brown)
Lineage: Eukaryota; Metazoa; Arthropoda; Insecta; Lepidoptera; Nymphalidae
Product: sphingomyelin synthase-related protein 1-like
Exons: 5
Coding region: 274-1836 (520 amino acids)
Biological process (GO): ceramide biosynthetic process
Cellular component (GO): endoplasmic reticulum membrane; Golgi membrane
Molecular function (GO): ceramide cholinephosphotransferase activity; sphingomyelin synthase activity
Source: RefSeq, a predicted model, not a curated record
AUGUCCACAUCACUAGUGUGACUUAGAAUAUAUUAUUACUUUGUCAUGUUAUGUUUUCCCCGAGUGUCGCGUAAUUUGAUUUGACCAAAGGGAAAGGAAAGUAAGUAGGUAAUAGGCAUAACAUGACAGACUGUAGUUCAUAAUGUCGUUAAUUAAACUAGAAACCAUAAUUUAAAAAUAGCCCAGUAAUCAAUAAAUUCGUAAGUGUUCCAUUUAAAUUCAUAUGUGCACGUAGCUCAUCAAUAAUUGUGUAAACUAUAAACGUAAACAAAGAUGGAUAUGGAUAUCAUAAAGUGGAGCAACAAAGAAGUUCUCGAGUUAUUACAAAAAGAGAAGAUUUCAGGCUUCAUAACAGAUAUCUGCAAGGCACAAGAUAUCGAUGGUCAGUGUUUGCUUGCCUUUGUUGACCGGGAUUUCUACGAUUAUCCCUUCGACCAGCUGAAAUUGGGUGAACGAAAGAGAUUUAUCUUAUUAGUGAAAAAGUUACAAAGAAAUAAUCGACAUGCUAUGUAUGAACUUGGAUUGUGUGAGGACCAAACGUUUAAUAAUUCUGCUACUAAUAUAAAUUUCGUUGGCACCAAUUUAUCGCAUCUAAGCUAUAGACUUCACAAACAGUUACAGAAUGAGUUAAAUGCAAGAAAUACUGAGUGUAUCUCUAAUUUUACCCCAGAUGUGAAAGCUUCCAGAUUAAAACCUGAAGUGUGGAAAACUGCAAUAGCUUUAGGUUAUGUUUUCCUGGUGACCUGGGUGACUGCUGUUGUAAUGGUAAUUGUUCACGACAAGGUCCCAGAUAUGAAAAAGUAUCCUCCACUGCCAGAUCUUUUCCUUGAUAAUGUGCCCCAUAUACCAUGGGCUUUUGAUAUGUGUGAGAUCACGGGGUCCUUCCUGAUGGCCAUUUGGCUUGCUGUGCUCUUCUUCCACAAACACAGGUUUAUCAUUCUAAGGAGAUUCUUCGCAUUGGCCGGCACAGUGUUCCUGCUGCGCUGCUUCACGAUGCUUAUAACUUCUCUGUCGGUGCCGGGCUCGCACCUCAAGUGCGAGCCGCGGUUCUACCCGCCGGCGGACGACCUGACCGUGUGGGGCCGGCGACUGCGCCAGGCCUACGACAUAUGGAGCGGCGCAGGCAUGUCCGUCCGCGGCGUGAGAACCUGUGGCGACUACAUGUUCUCCGGCCAUACAGUCGCCUUGACACUCCUCAAUUUCUUUAUCACUGAAUACACGUCUCGCAGCCUGUACCUGCUGCACAUCCUGACGUGGGUGAUGAAUAUGUUCGGCAUAUUCUUUAUACUGGCGGCGCACGAGCAUUACUCCAUAGAUGUGUUUAUUGCCUUCUACAUCACGUCGCGCCUGUUCCUCUACUACCACACGCUCUCCAACAACCAGGCGCUUAUGCAGAGCGACUCCUCUAGAACUAGAAUAUGGUUCCCGCUGCUGUCUUUCUUCGAAUCCGAAGUCGACGGCAUCGUUCCAAACGAAUACGAGGGACCGGUGGAAAUCGUGAGCAACUUGAAGCAGUGGCUCAUACAGCUCGUGAUAGACGUGAAGAAUACUUCGAUGGCAAAGAUCGCGGGCACCAAGCUGCAGGAGGGCGCCGCGAUGGGCGAGUACUCCGUCGUCAAGCUCGUCGACGGUAUCAAGAGGAACCUGAGCUUGAUAGAAGAGUACAAGAGCUCGCGCCAGCGGCUCAUGACGCUCGACAAGAAUGUUCAGGCCGGCCUUCUCGAAGAAUUACCUGACAGUGAUCUCAGACGCAGGAAUAUCACUGAUCUCACAGGCGACGCCCUCUUUAGAGAAUUCAGCAAUCCCCCAUCUCCCAUCAUGAAAAAAAAUAUAUGAGCUAUAUAGGCGUCACUGGCCGCUUGUAAUAUUUUUGUAGCUGAAUUGUAGAUUGUCAAGAAUCUAGAUACCUGAGCGUUCAACAUUUCCAUUAUAGAUUUUAUAUCAUGUUAUUCCAUAUUUAUAAUGUUAAGUUAAAUGUGUAGAAAAUUACAAAGAUUUAUUUGCUCAAGAUAAUCAUGAAAAUAUAAAGUAUGCUUAAAUUAUUCAA